GUUCUGUGGGAGUUCCCUGCUCUGGGGGACACAGGCAGCUCCUCUCCCAUCUCCCUGCUGCACUGGCUGAGACACAAGGAGAAAUGUAAGAGUGCAGCUCUGGGAAUUCACCUCUCUGGCAGAAGCCCUGUGGACCCAGCCCAGCACUGAGCCCUGUCAGCAGCAGCUGGGGAUGUUCAGCUACCUCCGGGAGCGCUUCAGCAGCCGCCUCCGGGAGCGCAGCCGGCGCCGCGCCAGGCUCGUCUCCAAGGAUGGCAGGUGCAACAUCGAGUUUGGCAACGUGGAGCAGUCCAGGUUUGUCUUCCUGAUCGACAUAUGGACAACCAUCCUGGACCUCAGGUGGAGGUACAAGAUGACCAUCUUCAUCUCGGCCUUCCUGGGCAGCUGGUUCCUGUUUGGGCUGCUCUGGUACGUCGUGGCCUACAUCCACAAGGACCUGCCCGAGUUCAACCCCUCCUUCAACCACACCCCCUGUGUGGAGAACAUCAAUGGCCUCACCUCAGCCUUCCUCUUCUCCCUGGAGACCCAGGUGACCAUCGGGUACGGCUUCAGGUGUGUCACGGAGCAGUGCGCCACUGCCAUCUUCCUGCUCAUCUUCCAGUCCAUCCUGGGCGUCAUCAUCAACUCCUUCAUGUGUGGGGCCAUCCUGGCCAAGAUCUCCAGGUCCAAAAACCGGGCCAAGACCAUCACGUUCAGCAAGAACGCUGUCAUCAGCAAGCGUGGGGGGAAGCUCUGCCUCCUGAUCCGCGUGGCCAACCUCCGCAAGAGCCUGCUGAUCGGGAGCCACAUCUACGGGAAGCUGCUGAGGACCACCAUCACCCCCGAGGGGGAGACCAUCAUCCUGGACCAGGUCAACAUCGAGUUCUUGGUGGACGCCGGCAACGAGAAUCUCUUCUUCAUCUCGCCCCUCACCAUUUACCACAUCAUAGACAAGAACAGCCCCUUCUUCCACAUGGCAGCAGAAACCCUCCUGCAGCAGGACUUUGAGCUGGUGGUGUUCUUGGAUGGCACCGUGGAGGCCACCAGUGCCACCUGCCAGGUGAGGACGUCCUACAUCCCCGAGGAGGUGCUCUGGGGGUACCGCUUUGCUCCCAUCGUGUCCAAGACCAAAGAAGGGAAAUACAGAGUGGACUUCCAGAACUUCAGCAAGACAGUGGCCGUGGAGACUCCCCACUGUGCCUUCUGCCUCUACAAUGAGAAGGAAGCCAAAGCCAAAGAGAAGAAGGGUUAUGACAACCCUGGCUUUGUCUUGUCUGAAGUCAAUGAAACCAGCGACACAAAAAUGUAG
This is a messenger RNA of Zonotrichia leucophrys gambelii, 1288 nucleotides long. RefSeq names its product potassium inwardly rectifying channel subfamily J member 1 (gene KCNJ1). Gene Ontology annotation, biological process: regulation of monoatomic ion transmembrane transport; potassium ion import across plasma membrane. The transcript is spliced from 3 exons. The coding region runs from base 173 to 1288 and encodes 371 amino acids. The record is from RefSeq and is a predicted model, not a curated record. Gene Ontology annotation, molecular function: ATP-activated inward rectifier potassium channel activity. NCBI's taxonomy places the organism in Eukaryota, Metazoa, Chordata, Aves, Passeriformes, Passerellidae. Gene Ontology annotation, cellular component: plasma membrane.